GUUGAGUCUAAGCGACGCGAGCCGAGUGGGCUCAUUCAUAAGUCGUGACAUUUCGAUCGUGGCAUCAUCAACAUGGCUGGAUUAAUUGCCGUCUUGUCUCUGUUGGCUAUCAUCGUGACUCCAGGAUUGGGAAUGUGUUUCUUUCCGGCCGAAUUCCAGGGCGAGUUCAUGACGCAAUCAUCUUCACGUGGCGGCAUCAAUUUGCAGUACGCGCCCAUCAGCAUCCUGCCAGAGUCCAUUCCCGUCUGGGGUGUUUGCCAUCGGCGAUUUGGUAACCGAGUCAUCCUCAUGGACAGGACUGGCGGUACUAAUUGCAUCCGCUGCUUCGAACUGACAUUACGGUCGCUCAACGUCGUCCAGAUCCACACGGAAGGACUCGAUAAAUGCUACACGACCGAGGAGGCGGCCAUGGCCACCUGCCCGACGGACGAGAGUAUCGCCACGGGCAAAUCGCGAGAAAUCAUGCUCUACAAAACCAAAGAAUUGAGUGGCGAUACAGUCGUUGCUCAGGAGUACUGCCCAAUCAAUGGCCGAUUUGUUUUCACUUAUUCCGUCAACGACGGAUUGGCCGACCAUGUCAGCGUCGGCGAAAACGUCAAUGAAUGCCACGAACCCGUUUCGGAGCUGUCCAACUGUCCGUACGGUUUCGGACUCGGACUACGCUUCAAGCGUUGCUCUUUCGGCGAACUAGAAAUCAACUUUCAGUGCCUAGGAGAUUGGAUUGGCCACAACGGCGAGCGCUACAUGGCCCUGCUGGACGUUCAGGAUUCGACGGCAGUGGCGACGGCCGGCGGCGUCUGUGUUAACGGCGCCGAGCGCCGACCCCGUUAUCGUUGUGCGCUGUAUAAGGAGGAUCCGGAAACGGGCAAAAUGUAUGUGGCCCUAUCCAGCGACUCGACGUGCACCAACGACCUCAAGAGCCCCAAAGAGGGUUAUGAGACUUUGGUAUUGACCAGCAUACCCCCUCCGCCUUUACCCUUCGAGGUGAGUACCAGUUCUUGCCGCUUCCCUUCAUGGGCGCAUGGCCAAUGGCAGGAUGCCUACGUCGAAGACGAUACGCUCAUCUACAAGGAUCUUCGCAACUUCAAGACCUACACUCUCAAAUGUAUGGUGGAUGAUAAAACUUUGCCUGACGACCAGGGCAGGUUCGUCGUCUACGCUCGGACUCAGUGUGGAGACGAUUUCUAUACGUGCCUGACGGUGGAGAAACGAGGCGUCAAUGUCAUGGAGUUUCAAUUGGGAACUGAGACAUCGACGUCGUACAAUCAAAGUCUGUGCCAGAACGAGAAGUUCCCACAGGAGACGUGGGUCACCCAAGGAAGGAUCACCGUAUUCUCGGAAGAGGCGUGCCCCAUUUCCGGAGAAUACACGGGCGUCAUCCCCGACGCUGUCGGACUUUGUGCCAAAUUGUAUUCGGAUUGCCGCAACCCUCAGCGCAUGUUUUACAGCGUCUCCAAUUGCCACAACCUCAGCGAAGUCUACGAAGGUAUGACAACAUUUACCAAUUUCGCGUUCAUUCAAUGGAUUAACAAAAAAAAAAACAAAAAAACAUUUCGUAUUCACACCGUUACAGAACGCGAAUACCGUUGUUUGGGCAAGUUCGCUGACCGAGGCCUGACCUAUACCUACACAGAACGGCGCGAUGUCUUAGGUUAUGAAUGUUUCGUUGGCGUGAUCAUUAACGACGGAGAACUCUUUAUCAAAGAAGCUGGUGAACAUUGCCAAAGAGAUGUCGAACCUCUUCGUCUUGGAAUGAAAGUCACUCGUCAAGCCACUUGUUACGCGCCGAGGCCUUCGGCGAAACCAAACGCCAUCGCCACAGCGGCCACGUCAACGACCAACUUCAACACCAAUAUGCAUCCAUCCGUUGUCGACUCGAACGGCGUUCACAGGCCGGCCUCAUCUCUACCACCGCACAACGGCAUUCAACCCACAACAAUCAAAACAUGGAAACCUGUCACAGAUUCACCGAUGGGAUCAUCAGGUUACAGAAGUCUUUUUACCUCUUCGAUGUUGCUGUUGGCUUUCGUGGCGGUUCAACUGCUUGAUCGUUGGCUAACGGGCUCGCGGUUCUAUUGAAGUUGCUGUUAUUGUGUCUGUGGGAAGGCCCCUCCACAGUGGUGUAAAUCUGUUGUAAAUAAAGAUUAUCAGAGUGAAAAGUA
Messenger RNA from Daphnia carinata, 2162 nucleotides. RefSeq lists its product as uncharacterized. Lineage: Eukaryota; Metazoa; Arthropoda; Branchiopoda; Diplostraca; Daphniidae. The record is from RefSeq and is a predicted model, not a curated record. The transcript is spliced from 10 exons. The coding region runs from base 73 to 2079 and encodes 668 amino acids.